Manduca sexta (tobacco hornworm) is the source of this 3165-nucleotide messenger RNA. Its product is annotated as UDP-glucosyltransferase 2. Bases 994 to 2541 code for a protein of 515 amino acids. The record is from RefSeq and is a predicted model, not a curated record. Gene Ontology annotation, molecular function: UDP-glycosyltransferase activity. Lineage: Eukaryota; Metazoa; Arthropoda; Insecta; Lepidoptera; Sphingidae. The transcript has 5 exons.
AUUUAUAUUAUUUUGUUACUAAAUGCAUAAAAAAAUAAUAGAAGACAACUAUGUAACAAUUUACUUCGUAAGGAAAAUCCUAAGGUUGUAUCGUCAUUCAUGUUUAUAAAAAAACAAACUGGAACAUUCGAAAACCCAUUAUAUUCAAACUGCCACGGAUUCAGGUGUGUUAUUCCACUGCGAAAUUCAAUUUUCGAACGUAUAAUCGCGUGCAAAAUGUUAGGACGCGUCCAACGGGUGCUGGCCAGUUGGAAAAACUUUAAAAAUGAAUAUUUAUUCCACAAUACCAAUAACCCGCCCGUGGCGUGCGGCACAAUGGACCAUUCUACCUCAGCGGGAUGGACGCGGGAUAAUUUAAAAAAUUUAAGCGGGUGGUAAUUAUUUUAUUGAGCACCUAACGGAGCAGUAUUUUAGAUAUUGCUUACAAUAUAGUGUUUAAUAUUAAUUUAUAAUAGAAUAUAAUAAAAAAAAGUCCUGAAAUUUAUCUAGGCCCCGGGGGGAUUCGCACCCCCGAUCUCCUGUUUACUAGACAGGCGCUUUAACCAACUAAGCCACGGCGCCGGUUACUAUUAACAACAAUAUUGUACUUCAGUGACGGCCCUUAUAGUACUUUCCACUUAAUAAACAUCUUAAAUCAAAAUUUUUGAAUUUUGUUACCAGUAAACAUAUAUAUAGUUGUUGUUUCGUAACCGUUGUUUAUAAAAAUAUAAACUAUUUCUAUAAUAAUUCGCGUGAUGGUGGUAUGUGUGUGAAAGCGAAAAUUAUUCAAAUUCGCACACAUUUGCCGCCAUCUAAAUCGACCAAUACUGCUGGCCAAUGAAAGGCCCCGCGGCCGCGCCAUUCAGCGUAUGGUGCACUAACGAAAGAUCAGUACAUCGAUGGCGGCACGUUCCCCGGCGCGCUUUAUAAUUAAUGCAAUAACUGAAAGUUUAGGUGUCCGAGGACCUAAAAUCUGCAUAUUGUCUGUAUUAACUUUGUGUGGUGUCCUGAUAAAUGCUCCUGAGUGCAGAGGUAUACCAAUGCAGAUAUCCUGACGUGGUGUGGCAGUGGCAGAUUGCAAGAAUAUUAGUAGUGUUUCCUCUACCUUCUCUAAGUCAUUAUAUCUCUCUCCGGCCUUUUGUCGAAGAACUAGCGAACAGAGGACAUGAAGUGACAGUGAUCACGGCAAAUCCAGCGUAUCCGAAGGGUCAAGCGCCAGUUAACUACACAGAAAUCGACAUCCAUGAAGUAGCUUACACGUUCAAAGACAAUAUUAUCUCUAUGGCUAAGGGACGUGGCAUACAUGCCCAAAUAAGCCAGAUUUUUCAUUUAUUCCUUCAUAUUUUUGACGUGGAACUUAAAUCGGAACCAAUCAAGCAACUACUUGGAGACAAGGAGAAGAAGUUUGAUCUGCUAAUACUGGAAGCAUGCUUGAGACCUGUUUUAUCGUUGCAACAUGUGUACAAAGUUCCUGUGAUACAGAUAAGUUCAUUUGGAUCUCUAGAAGUCAACAACUAUGUUUUUGGUUCAACAUCCCAUCCGCUACUAUACCCAACAGUAUAUCAUCAAAGACUUUACAAUUUAACUAUGUGGGAGAAGUUGGUCGAAUUAUACAAUUAUUAUUAUGUUAUGUAUUUGGAUUAUUACUAUGAAAAAUUGGAAAAUGAAAUGUUGAAGAAGCAUUUUCCUGAUAUACCGCCUCUAAGUGAGUUGAGUAAUAAUGUUGAGUUCCUGUUUUUGAACGUCCAUCCGAUUUGGGAGUUCAAUCGCCCGGUGCCUCCUAAUGUGAUUUAUGUGGGAGCAUUACAUAUAAAACCACAGAAAGAGUUACCCAAAGAUUUGAAAACAUACUUUGAUUCUUCUAAAAAUGGUAUAAUUUAUAUGAGUUUUGGCACAAAUGUUGGCCCAACACAAAUUCCUGCGCAAACUAUAAGGAUUUUUUUCAAAGUUUUCUCGCAAUUGCCUUACGAUGUGCUUUGGAAAUGGGACGACGAUGAAAUUUCUGGAAAGCCAAAUAAUGUAAGAAUUGGUAAAUGGUUUCCACAAGCUGAUUUAUUACGGCAUCCAAAGGUAAAACUAUUUAUAACUCAGGGAGGGCUACAUUCAACUGAAGAGGCUAUUCAUGCUGCUGUACCGUUGGUUGCUAUACCGAUGUCUGGAGACCAGUGGUUUAAUGCUGAGAAAUAUGAGCAUCACAAGAUCGGAGUAGGACUCAACAUACACACCAUUAACGAGAAGAAUUUCAAGGAAGCUAUAACUAAAGUAAUCGAGGAUAAAAGUUACCGCAACAACAUCAUUAAACUUCGUUCGAUUAUGACCGACCAGCCGCAAGCAUCCCUCGAGCGUGCUGUAUGGUGGACAGAAUACCUUCUUAGGCACGGCAGCGCGAGGCAACUCCGGUCUCCUGCUGCGAACAUGCCGCUGUAUCAGUAUAUGGAAUUAGAAUUAGUUGUAACUAUAUUAGUUGCGUUAUCAGUUGCAUUAGUUGUGUCUUUAGUUGCAAUUUAUAGUUUAGUUAAAGUUGUAAGUAAUAUUUUUAAGACAAAAAUUAAAACUAAUUGAGUUUAGAGCGUUUUAUUUUUAUUGUUGUUAGUAAAAGUGUAAAAAAUAAUUUCAUAGUAUACAACUAUAUAACAAUCUACUGCAUGAGAAAAAAACGAAGGUCGUAUCGUCAUUCAUGUUUAUAAAAAAACAAUCAGGAAUGUUCGAGAACCUAUUUUAUUCAAACUGCCACGGAUUCAGGUGUGUUAUUCCACUGCGAAAUUCAAUUUUCGAACGUAUAAUCGCGUGCAAAAUGUUAGGACGCGUCCAACGGGUGCUGGCCAGUUGGAAAAACUUUAAAAAUGAAUAUUUAUUCCACAAUACCAAUAACCCGCCCGUGGCGUGCGGCACAAUGGACCAUUCUACCUCAGCGGGAUGGACGUGGGAUAAUUUAAAAAGUUUAAGCGUGUGGCGAUUUUUUUUUAUUAACUAACGGAGCAGUGUUUGAUGUUAAUUUAUAAAAGAAUAUCAUAAAAAUAUAUGCUGAUUUCAGCUAGGCCCCGGGGGGAUUCGAACCCCCGAUCUCCUGUUUACUAGACAGGCGCUUUAACCAACUAAGCCACGGCGCCGGUUAUGAUUAACAACAAUAUUGUGUCAGUGAUGGCUCUUAUCCUACUUUGUACUUAAUAAAAAUGUUAAAUGAAA